Molecule: messenger RNA, 845 nt
Organism: Rotaria sordida
Lineage: Eukaryota; Metazoa; Rotifera; Eurotatoria; Philodinida; Philodinidae
Source: the annotation of a GenBank genome assembly
AUGGCAUCAAAUAGACAAAUACAACCAAUACAAUCUCGACGUGAUUCUACAGAAUCUACAUCAUCGUUGUGGGAAAAAGUUUAUCAACAAUUUCCGUCAAAAAAGCAAAAUGCUCCAUUUGCUGAUGAUGAAAAUAAUGAUUCACUUGAUGAUAAUCCAACAAUUGAUGACAAUGAUGAAUAUGAAAGUGAAUCUGGUACAUCACUACCUAUUCAGAUAAGCCCACCUGAUCUUGACAUAAGUAAAUCGUUUCAACCAUGGCAAACACCAACAAAACAAGAUUAUUUAAUAAUUAUUAUAAAUAAUGAAGAAAAUACUAAAAACGUUAAGCAAAUUAUAAAAAACGAUUUUUCACAACAAGGUUUGCGGUGGACAAAUACAGAAGAACAAUUACAUCCAUGGUAUUUUGGAUUAACAUCAAUACAUAUUCACUUUACUAAAUCACAAAGCAUUGAUAUUCCGAGACUUUCUUUCUCUUCAUCCAAGCCUUUUUGGAUGACGUUAAAAAAAGAAAAACAACAAGAUAAGUUAAGUAAUAAUAUGUCAAAGAAACCAAUCUACCAUAGACUACAAUCAGAUUUUGCUGUUUCGCUUUGUUAUGGUGCACUUAUUGAUUUAAAUCAGUUUUUCUAUUCAAAAGAUCAUUCAUGGGAAAAUGAUCCAUGCUCAAAAUGGUCUAUUUCUUUAAAUGAUCAAUAUAGUGGUAGUGGUUCUAUCGAAUGGAUUAUAGAAGAUAAUGAAAAAAGACAAAAGAAACAGUUAUUAAUUUCUAAUAUUAAUCAUUCAAUUAUUGUUGUUUCACGUGAAGAAGGUUUUGAUAUAUAUAUUUGUCAAAAAUGUAAUAU